CCAAAUCUUAAGCCCAGUCUUGGACAAGCACUCAACGUCCAAUCUUGGAUGAGCACGCGCAGCCUCCGGCCGCGGCGCCUGUCGUCUCGACGGCGUCGGGAGAUUGCUCGAGCCAUCGACGAAGAGCAGAUGCGGCACGCGGACCAAGCAAGCGCGCAGUGCGUCAUCUGCUUGUCGUCCUUCACGGAGCGAGGCCGGCUGCCGACGUGCCCGCACCUCUUCUGUGCGCCCUGCAUCCAGGCAUGGGCUGAUGUGAACAACGCGUGUCCAAUGUGCAAGUUAGUUUUCAGAGUCAUCAUUGUUGAGGAAAUUGCCACAAAGCUCGUGCUGAGGAAGAUUCGCGUCGAGUCGCGAGAGCAGCCUCAGUGGUAUGCGGAUCAGAUGCCAAUACCGGACGAGACUGACGAGCACGAGGAAGACGGCAGCGGGCACGCCGCUCACUCGCCCUCCUUCUUGGAGCAUGAGCACAAUGUAGAAGACAAAAACGAAGACGAAGACGAAGACGAAGACGAAGGCGAGGGCGAGGGCGAAGAUAACGACAAUCACAAACUGCAGCACCGAGGACGUCGCACAAUCGCUCGAGCAACUCGAUUGCCCUCCAUGAGCGAUAGUUCCGCCCCAUGCUCUUCUUCUUCAGAGCAAACCUCUUCCGCUACUGGUGCCGCGGUGUUUGACUUUGAUGUUGAUUUUGAUGACGAUGCUCGUCAUCCUCCGCCCAAAAGAUCCCGUGUCGGUCAUGCGCAAGAUCGAGCGCCUUUGAGAUCCGCGCCAUUCAUGUUUCAGCCGCUAGCGCAUGCCUUUGCGUCAGGCAUGCCGCGUCCGAGAAAGGCCCCUCCACUGUCUGAUAUCGAGGAUAGUGACGGAGACGAUAGCAAUCCCAACCCCGUUGGAUCCAGCUCAGCUGCACCUGCACCGCUAGCACAAUCGUCCAGCUCGCCGCCUCCUCAACUGGCAGCGUCGGGGACUGACGCCGCCGACACUUCGUUCGUAGCUAUCGAGUCCCCUGCUCAUCCGGCACUUGCUCGUUGCCAUCCCCCACACGCACGGGCAAACAGAGCUCCGCUGGCCAAUGUGGGCAACUUGCUUCACAUUGCUCAACAACCGAGCAAGCAGGCCAACAACAGCGCAUGUCAACCCCCGGGCUCGCCAGUGUUUAUCGACUUGAGUUCGACACCCUCUCGUGCUUCUCAGCCGAUUGUUUCACAGUCGCCAUCAAAACGCACUGCGAUGCCGAGGUCAUUUUCAUUGUCGCCGAUCAAAGGCAACGUUCGAACGCUAGUGCCCAGCACGCCCUCGCCUCCAGGGUCACCGGAGGCUUCUUGCCUGCCAUUGACGCCUGCGGCCGUGGUGCUCGUCCCUGACACUCCUCCGUCGCGAAAAAAGCGCGCGAGUGGCGCUGCUCCACCCAUCUUAAUCCAUAGCCAAUCCUUCGGUUCGCCAUAACAGCCGCUCUGAUUUCAGGAUGAAAAUGUUGUGUUGUGUUGUUUGUAUUUCUAGUGAUAAGCUGUAUUAGUACAUUGCGUA
Molecule: messenger RNA, 1524 nt
Organism: Capsaspora owczarzaki ATCC 30864
Lineage: Eukaryota; Filasterea; Ministeriida; Capsasporidae
Exons: 4
Coding region: 49-1443 (464 amino acids)
Source: RefSeq, a predicted model, not a curated record